Messenger RNA from Cladophialophora immunda, 2073 nucleotides. RefSeq lists its product as uncharacterized. The coding region runs from base 1 to 2073 and encodes 690 amino acids. The transcript is spliced from 8 exons. NCBI's taxonomy places the organism in Eukaryota, Fungi, Ascomycota, Eurotiomycetes, Chaetothyriales, Herpotrichiellaceae. Gene Ontology annotation, biological process: DNA-templated transcription. The record is from RefSeq and is a predicted model, not a curated record. Gene Ontology annotation, molecular function: zinc ion binding; DNA binding.
AUGGCGAGAGGAGAAUUUCCUGCAAGCGCUGUCAGACCCGGAAGAUCAAAUGCUCCCGGACCACCCCGUGCAAUAGUUCGAGCCCCGAUAUCGCACGAGUAUGUCGGUGCUCUGGAGGGUAGGGUUGCGGCGCUAGAAUUAUUGCUUUCGAGCAUCAAGACCUCUGCCGCUCCCCAGAGAAGUGCCAUCAUCGAUGGCAUUGAUUUUCUUGACCACUUGUCUCCCGUUCCAAGCAAAACUCAGCCGCACCAGGAGUCGGGUAACUCUCUGCGUGAUGGCCCUCAAGGAUUCUGGGGGCUGGAUGAAGACGGCGUUGCCGUCUUCCACGCACCGGGGAGUGCCUAUGGGACUGGUCUUUUCUCGUGUCACAAAUCAAAGCCUGUAUUGCCCUCCCAACAACCCUCCUUAGACAAUAUCACCAGCAUUCCCAAGGUUGUCCUGCAGGAAUGUAUCGCUUUGUUCUUCAAAUGGCAGCACCCUUUCUGCAGCCUCGUCGACCGCGAUGUGCUUCUAGAAGAUUGUAGACAUCAGUCAAGGCUUUCGAAACACAGACCUUCCGCUCUCCUGCACUCAGUAUGUGCUUUGGGUGCCCUGAUGUCCGACGAUCACAAUAUUCGGGAGUUGGCCGAUCAAUUCGCAGCCUCAGCGGAAGAAGCUGUGAAGAAUAAAUGCUUGUGGCGUCCGCAUAUCGCGACGUCUCAGACCAUGUUGCUAUGUGCUGCCUUUGCAACUGGGAAGGGAAACGUGUCAAAGGCCUGGAUGUAUUCAGGCAUGGCACUACGAAUGACGCAAGAUCUUGGUGUUCACGAGAGCCACUCACCGCUUUUGCCGGACCACGCUCAGAAUGCGCUGCUUGUUAACUUGGAGUUGCGGCAGCGCAUGUCUCUAACCUUCACUAUUUCCGAUAAAUUAUUCAGUCUCUUUUUCGGACGCCCACCCAUGAAUGAAGACCAUUCUCUCGCGUCGGAAUUACCAGUUCUCGAUACUCCGAUUUCGAGCUGGGAACAAACAACCUCCCUAGCCGAUGCGCUCUCGGCACCUCCCUUGCAACAGUGGGUGGAUCAGCACCGCAAAAGCAGCUUCGAUGAUCGAGACCAGUCUUAUGUGCCGACGUUGUUGCUGAUCAAGCAAGCAGAACUUGGCAACGUCAUCAAAGAUAUUCAGUUGCAAGUACACUGCAAGCGGAAACUCCAUCAUCUCUCCGAGUACUACCUUCAAGCACUAUACAACAAACUGAAUGCCAGACUAUGGAGUUGGUAUGACUCUCUGCCUGGUGACAUGCGGUGGAGCAGAUGGAGCUCUAAUUUCGAAGAGGUAGAACCGAGCGUUGCAAAUCUCCACAUGAUAUACCAUACUGCGCGCAUUAGUCUUAAUCGGUCACUCAUUUCCGCUGAAGUGCAUGGGACUUCAUCGGAAUUUUCGAAACUGGUGUUUGAUGCCUUUGAAGCUUGCAAUGGCUCCAUCGAAACAAUUGUCGGAAUACUCCGCCGCUUCAGCGCACAGCACGCGUUGAAGAAUGCACCAUUUAGUUUCGCACACGGCGCGGUCACCGCUAUUGACGCAACCUUGGCCAUGGUUUCAUGUUCUCGCAAAGUGCGCCAACCACAGCCAAAUAUCCAGGACACUUGUCUUUCUGCGAUCGACACUGCUCUGGCUGAGAUUGCCCACGCGUGGGAAAUGGCCAACGAUGCAAGACGUGGGCUACGACAGGUUCUGAGCAGCUGGGGCGUCUCAUUCGAUACCAACGAUCACUCAAAGCCGGCAACUCCACAGGGGACAACGACAACCAAUUCACCAAAUUUCUUAUAUCUCCAAAUUGCCGACACGGCGCCCAAUGUCAUACCCAGCACCCAUUAUAUGCAACAAAGCUUGCCAAACGUAUUGCGAGCCCCUCCCCUCGACCUGGAACUUCUUGCUCAGACCGACUUCGACGCUGAACUUAACACUAUGUUUCACAAUCCCGACGACUCGGAUAGCAAUUUCUGGAAUUCCGUGAUGGGUAGCGACAAUGGAACACCGUCGUCAUCAUCGUCGAGUGGCUCGCAGGCAUCUGCUUAUGUAUACGGGACAUGA